This is a messenger RNA of Talaromyces atroroseus, 366 nucleotides long. Its product is annotated as Transcription elongation factor spt4. Bases 1 to 366 code for a protein of 121 amino acids. Gene Ontology annotation, biological process: regulation of transcription elongation by RNA polymerase II; positive regulation of DNA-templated transcription, elongation; mRNA processing. Lineage: Eukaryota; Fungi; Ascomycota; Eurotiomycetes; Eurotiales; Trichocomaceae. The transcript has 3 exons. Gene Ontology annotation, cellular component: nucleus; DSIF complex. Gene Ontology annotation, molecular function: RNA polymerase II complex binding; zinc ion binding. The record is from RefSeq and is a predicted model, not a curated record.
AUGACUUCCUUCGUCGUCCCUCCAGGACAAGUACGCACCCUUCGCGCAUGCAUGGUUUGCUCAGUCGUCAUGCCACAAAGCAAAUUCGCCCGAGAAGGCUGCCCAAAUUGCGAUCACGUCCUCCAACUGCGCGGCAACAACGACGCCAUUCAAGAAUGCACAUCACAGGUCUUCGAAGGCCUAAUAUCUAUCAUCGAUGAGCGCCAGAGCUGGGUCGCGCGCUGGCAGCGAUUGGAAGGUUAUGUGCCGGGGACCUAUGCUAUCAAGGUCACUGGGACUUUGCCGACGGAGACUGUUGCAUCGUUGGAAGAUGCUGGGAUUAAAUACAUUCCGCGAGAUGGAAGUGCGAACGAAGAAGAAUCGUGA